AUGGCGACCAGCACGCCCCAGCCCGCCGUCGUCCAGAAACUCCUCGCCCGCGCCCACUCCCCAGACAGCGCCGCGCGCAUAUUCACCGAAAAGAUCCAAUACCGGCCCCUCCUCCUGCGCCCUUCCUCCCCCGCCGACCACGGCGCGGGACGCCCGACGCAAGACCCGCCAAGCCGAGAAGCAGAGGAGGAAAAAGCAGAAGCCGAAACCGCUGUCGGCCGCCGAGCGCCGGCGCCUCGGCCUGUACGAGGUCCCCGCGCCGGCGCCAAGUACGCCCUCUUCGAGCCCUGCGGGCUGUGGUUGGGCUACGCGCGCGAGAUCCUCGGCGGCGACGUGUACAGGGGCGGGCCGGACGCCGCGCAGAAGCUGACGAGCGCCGACUUCCACGGCGCCGAGGUGGAGGUUUCGAGGAGCGCGUGCGUGAGCAGGGUGGGUGUGCGCGGCAUCGUGAUCAAGGACUCGAGGUUCGUGUUCGAGGUCGUCACGAAGAGGAAUCGGGUGAAAACGAUACCAAAGGAGGGCACCAUUUUCCGCGUCGUUAUUCCCGUUGAGGCGGGAGACGCAGAGAAGAUACCCAGCAAGGCGGAGGAGUUCGUAUUUGAGAUUCACGGCGACCAGUUUCUCUACCGCGCGGCCGAUCGGGCCAACAAGAAGUUUAAAAGUCACUUUUCUAAGACUCUUUGA
This is a messenger RNA of Parascedosporium putredinis, 684 nucleotides long. NCBI's taxonomy places the organism in Eukaryota, Fungi, Ascomycota, Sordariomycetes, Microascales, Microascaceae. The record is from the annotation of a GenBank genome assembly.